Molecule: messenger RNA, 1382 nt
Organism: Octodon degus (degu)
Lineage: Eukaryota; Metazoa; Chordata; Mammalia; Rodentia; Octodontidae
Gene: Slc7a13
Product: solute carrier family 7 member 13
Exons: 4
Coding region: 86-1357 (423 amino acids)
Biological process (GO): amino acid transmembrane transport
Cellular component (GO): membrane
Molecular function (GO): L-amino acid transmembrane transporter activity
Source: RefSeq, a predicted model, not a curated record
AACCCAUGGAUUCCUACCCAGAAAAAUAGGCCAGGAAAUUCUCGGAAUCAUAGUUGACAUAGAAUCUCAGAAUUCCUCAGUUACAAUGGAGAAAGAGAAGAAAAUACAUCUCAAGAGAGAACUUGGGUAUUUCUGGGUCACAAAUUUUUUAAUUGUUAACAUAAUCGGUGCAGGGAUUUUUGUGUCCCCCAAAGGGGUGCUAGAGCACUCUUCCAUGAAUGUGGGGCUCUCCCUGUGUAUCUGGGCUCUGUGUGCUGUGCUAUCCAUAACUUCCACUCUCUGCGCUGCCGAGAUAGGCAUCACUUUCCCAUGCAGUGGAGCUCACUACUAUUUCAUCAGGAAGUGCUUCGGCCCCAUCGCUGCUUUCCUGAGGCUCUGGACGACCUUGUUUACCACGGCGGGUAUCCUUGCCAGUCAAGCCCUACUGCUUGCUGAGUAUAGCAUUCAGCCUUUUUAUCCAGGUUGCUCUGUCCCCAAGCUCCCCAUGAAAUGUAUGGCCCUGGCUAUGUUGUGGAUUGUGGGAAUUCUGAAUUCCCGUGGAGUGAAGGAGGGGACGUGGCUUCAGACGCUGAGCACGGCGCUGAAAGUGGGUAUCCUUGGCUUCAUUUCCCUCAGCGGUGUGUUCAUGCUAAUGAGAGGGGAGAUAGCGAAUGUGGAAAGGUUGCAGAACGCCUUUGAUGCUGAAUUUCCGGAUGCUUCCCAGAUAAUUGAAGCCGUCUUCCAAGGAUAUUUUGCAUUUUCAGGCGGGGGAUGCUUUACAGGUGUGGCAGGAGAGCUGAAAAAACCCAGAGAGACAAUUCCCAAAUGCAUAUUUACAGCAUUCCCUGUGGUGACCGUGCUCUAUUUGCUGGUUAACAUUUCCUACAUGACUGUGCUGACGCCUAGAGAAAUUCUUUCUUCAGAUGCUGUGGCAAUCACUUGGACUGAGAGAGUUAUCCCUCAGUUAACGUGGUUUAUGCCUUUUGCUAUUUCUGCCUCAUUAUUUAGCAACCUUCUGAUUAAUGCACUUGGCUCAUCGAGGGUGCUACAUCUUGCUGGUCAGCAAGGCCAGCUGCCUUUGUUAUUCAAUACACUUAAUAUCCACUCCUCUCCACUGAUAGCUGUGCUAGCAAUUGUCAUAAUGGGAUCCAUUGCCAUCAUUGUAACAAACCUAGUUGAACUGAUAAACUAUCUUUAUUUUGUAAUUUCCAUUUGGACUACAUUACAAAUGAUAGGAUUACUAAAAUUGAGGUACCAGGAACCACAUCUACACAGGCCUUAUAAGGUCUUUAUGCCUUACAUAUUCAUAACCAUGGCCAUCACCCUGAGCAUGGUUUUGAUACCACUGGUAAAGUCUCCAAAGAUGCAUUAUAUCUAAGUGCUGCUAUUUUUCCUCGGUGCAC